AACACCAGAUCUAAAUCCGGGUGAACGAGAUUAAACCUUUUGAGUCUCUCUAGGGUUUUAGUUUGCCAUUCUUAUUCCAGUGGAGUUACUUACCAUACGACGGAAGGUACAGGCGAGAGGUUGGAUCCGACACACUCCGCUAAUUUGCCUUCAUUUCCUUGAGACGCUCACAUUUGCAGAAGAUUGUCAUUCCUCUUACUUUCAUUUUGGCAAUUUGCGAAAUUGAACUUGCAUAUGGCUUUGCGAGGGGUUUGGCAACUUAACAAGCUGGUUGUCAGCUAUUGCAACUGGGGUGGAAGUAGCAGAGGUAUAAGGGCAUUUAUGGAGUCUCAUUUACCAGCAUUUAAGGAGAAGAAUCCUCAAUUAGAGGUGGUUACUGAGCUAAUUCGUGGUCAGCAUCCACAUCUGAAGGCAUUUUACAAGAACAAGAAUCAGCGAGUGAUAUGUGUGAAGAAUAUGGAUCCAGAAGACAUACAUAUGCACGCAACUAGGCUAAGGAAUGCGUUGGGAAGGAAGGUGGUGAAAUUGAGGACAAGACACGUAACUAAACACCCUAGUGUGCAAGGUACUUGGACAACUGCUCUGGAAUAUUGAGAUAGAAAACUGGCUGUGUGAGAAAGUUCCUCUACUUAAGGUGAUUUAAUCAAUUUGUGAUCAAAUGGGUAUAAGUUCUCACAUCCGGCACAAUUUUUUCUUAAGAUCCUUUUCUGUAUCAAGACAUUUUUCUUUUCUUUUUCUGGUUUGUAUUGUUUGCUUCCCAACCAUGAAGCUAAUGAGAACUUAUAAAUAAAUAAACGAAUCUUUUCGUUUCGAAA
Messenger RNA from Vigna radiata var. radiata (mung bean), 815 nucleotides. RefSeq names its product 54S ribosomal protein L51, mitochondrial. Gene Ontology annotation, biological process: mitochondrial translation. Gene Ontology annotation, cellular component: mitochondrial large ribosomal subunit. Bases 235 to 594 code for a protein of 119 amino acids. The record is from RefSeq and is a predicted model, not a curated record. Gene Ontology annotation, molecular function: structural constituent of ribosome. The transcript has 4 exons. Lineage: Eukaryota; Viridiplantae; Streptophyta; Magnoliopsida; Fabales; Fabaceae.